AGCAACACGCUGGACGAGCCGAUCCUGACGACGAUCGGGCGCGACUUUGGCAAAGUUGGCCGCAAGACCAUCCAGGUGCUGUACCCGAAGGGCCGGGACAAUGCAUUGCGGGAGUGGGAUCUCUGGGGCCCGCUGUUCUUCUGCCUGUCACUGGCGGUGACACUGAGCUUCUUGGCGCCUGGACAGCAGGCGUCGGCAGUGUUCACGGGCGUGUUUGCGCUGCUGUGCUUUGGCUCGUGCAUUGUGACGCUGAACUGCAAGCUGCUGGGCGGACAUGUGUCGUUCUUCCAGAGCGUGUGCACGCUUGGGUAUUGCGUGUCGCCGCUGGUCAUUGCCACCCUGGUGUCGCUGUUUGUCCACCACAUCAUCGUCACGCUGCCUGUGGUUGCUGUUGCCGUGGCGUGGAGCAUAUCCGCUGCUGUCGGGUUCCUGGCAGGCGCGCAGCUGGCCAACCGCCGUCUCCUGGCUGUCUACCCGAUCUGCCUCUUCUACAUUUGCAUUGGCUGGAUCAUCAUCAUCUCUUGA
Molecule: messenger RNA, 525 nt
Organism: Linderina pennispora
Lineage: Eukaryota; Fungi; Kickxellomycota; Kickxellomycetes; Kickxellales; Kickxellaceae
Product: Yip1 domain-containing protein
Exons: 1
Biological process (GO): endoplasmic reticulum to Golgi vesicle-mediated transport
Cellular component (GO): trans-Golgi network; membrane
Source: RefSeq, a predicted model, not a curated record